Messenger RNA from Drosophila obscura, 836 nucleotides. Its product is annotated as peroxiredoxin 1. Lineage: Eukaryota; Metazoa; Arthropoda; Insecta; Diptera; Drosophilidae. Gene Ontology annotation, molecular function: thioredoxin peroxidase activity. The coding region runs from base 141 to 731 and encodes 196 amino acids. Gene Ontology annotation, biological process: cellular response to stress; response to oxidative stress; removal of superoxide radicals. The record is from RefSeq and is a predicted model, not a curated record. The transcript has a single exon. Gene Ontology annotation, cellular component: cytosol.
UUAGUAAGUCGCAACAAAUCCAUCGUAACAUUCGAAUAACUCUUUCAGUAAUCCAGUCGUAGUCUCAGAAUAAAAUCGACUUCCCUAGCCAAAGCUCCAACUAGUAAAAUAAUUCAAGUAGAACCCACAACGCCGCCAGGAUGAAGACGUUAAAUUUGCGUCAGAUGGCCCCAGAAUUCGAUACGAUUGCCGUCGUGGCCGGGGGCUUUCGUCAUCUAUCGCUGAGCGAUUUGCGUGGCCGUUAUGUGCUGCUGGUGUUCUAUCCCGCAGACUUUUCGUUUGUCUGCCCCACCGAGCUGCAGGCAUUCAGCGAUCGUGCGCUGGAGUUCCGCAACGUGGGCUGCGAGGUGGUCGCCUGCUCGACGGACAGCCACUUUGUGCACUGCGCCUGGAUGGCUCAGCCGCGCAAGAAGGGCGGCCUGGGCGAAAUGGACAUACCGCUGCUGGCGGACAAGUCCAUGAAGAUAGCCAAGGACUAUGGCGUGCUGGAUGAGAAGACGGGCCUGGCCCUGCGCGCCACCUUCAUCAUCGAUCGCGAGGGUCAGGUGCGACAGAUCACGAUCAACGACAAUGGUGUCGGUCGCAGCGUGGACGAGUCACUGCGUCUGAUCCAGGCGUACCAGUUUAGCGAUGAGUUCGGUAUGGUGUGCCCCGUCAACUGGAAGGUGGGAGCCAAGGGCAUGAAGGCGGACGAGUCCGGCAAGGAGGAGUAUUUCAAGAAUGCCACAUAAACACCCCACACACACACACACACACACACACACACACAGAGUUAACACACAUACAAAGCGAGUGCAGGCAGUUCAAUAAAUGUUACCCUGGAAAAAAAAAUGUAA